Candidula unifasciata is the source of this 161-nucleotide messenger RNA. Lineage: Eukaryota; Metazoa; Mollusca; Gastropoda; Stylommatophora; Geomitridae. The record is from the annotation of a GenBank genome assembly.
GAGUACGAAGAUCUUGAUGAGAUUGUGGCCCGCUUUAUCCAGCCCAUGGCGGCCACGGCCAGAGAGAUCAUGGCCUUCAAAUACUACCGGGACUCGGACGGCGGCAAACGGGAGAUUCUGGACAAGUGUCUUCAGGAGGAGAAGAAAAAGGCUGGCUUCAA